Oncorhynchus gorbuscha (pink salmon) is the source of this 558-nucleotide messenger RNA. RefSeq names its product high mobility group protein B2-like. The transcript is spliced from 6 exons. The record is from RefSeq and is a predicted model, not a curated record. The coding region runs from base 1 to 558 and encodes 185 amino acids. Gene Ontology annotation, molecular function: DNA binding, bending. NCBI's taxonomy places the organism in Eukaryota, Metazoa, Chordata, Actinopteri, Salmoniformes, Salmonidae. Gene Ontology annotation, biological process: regulation of transcription by RNA polymerase II.
AUGUCAGCCCUGGCCACCUUCAACAUUUUGAAAUCUCCAGAGUUCAACCAGCCUGUCAAAUCAGACAUGUUCUCGUCAGUGGCUUCCACUGUGAUUGACAAGCGUCGUUUUGAGGACAUGGCGAAGAACGACAAGGUGCGAUAUGAGAGGGACAUGAGGGGGUACGUCCCCCCCAAGGGGAUGGCCAAGAGUGGUAGGAGGAAGAAGGACCCCAACGCUCCCAAAAGACCCCCGUCUGCCUUUUUUGUGUUCUCAGCAGAGUUCCGUCCGACGGUCAAACAGGAGUUCCCAGGCUGUUCUAUAGGAGAGACAGCUAAGAAGCUGGGGAUCAUGUGGGGUCAACAGACUCCAACCCAGAAACAGCCGUUUGAAGAAGGCUCUCCGACUGAGGAGAAAUACGACAAGUGGAUACGACUGAUAUGGCCGCAUACCGCUCUGGUGCGAACGUUAGCGGUGCCGAUGCGACCCGGUCCCGGUGGCUCGUCCAAUAUGAUGCCCCACGCCAUGGCCGGUGGCGGCGAUGAUGAUGACGAGCGACCUGGAGGGCGGCGAAGAUGA